Molecule: messenger RNA, 411 nt
Organism: Hyalella azteca
Lineage: Eukaryota; Metazoa; Arthropoda; Malacostraca; Amphipoda; Hyalellidae
Exons: 3
Coding region: 1-396 (131 amino acids)
Source: RefSeq, a predicted model, not a curated record
AUGACUCACACCAAGGAGUUCGCUGUUGACGGCCGCAAUGACACCAAGUAUCACUCGGACGCGACAGGAGCGUAUAAGACCCCGUGGCUCCUCGUCAACUUGGAGGGAGCCAUGUUGGUGCAGAAAGUCCGACUGCUUCCUAACGUUGGUGUAAUGCCACAGCGAAUUAACAACUACCAGAUUCUGCUUGGCAACGACGAGCCUCCCACUGCGAUGGACUUCAGCCAGUACGAAUUGGUGGGGGCCAUCCCCGGGCCGGUCCCCUUGGGGGAGAAGUGGUACGAGUUCGACGUGUCGCCCCCCCGCUGCAGCCGCUACGUCGCUGUGUACAAACACGUCGCGACUUCUGACUACAUCAUGGAGAUCACGGAGAUGGAAGUCUUUGUCUGGAACUAAGACAUUGAGGCGGGA